This is a messenger RNA of Acomys russatus (golden spiny mouse), 873 nucleotides long. RefSeq names its product neurotensin (gene Nts). Lineage: Eukaryota; Metazoa; Chordata; Mammalia; Rodentia; Muridae. The record is from RefSeq and is a predicted model, not a curated record. The transcript has 4 exons. Gene Ontology annotation, molecular function: neuropeptide hormone activity. Bases 65 to 619 code for a protein of 184 amino acids. Gene Ontology annotation, cellular component: extracellular region; axon terminus.
AGAGAGAGAAAGCUCCUUCAGUGUCUUUCUGGCUGUGUGGACCUGCCUGUCAGAAGUCUGAGAGAUGAUGGUAGGAAUGAACCUCCAGCUGGUGUGCCUGGCGCUCCUGGCUUUCAGCUCCUGGAGUCUGUGCUCAGAUUCAGAAGAGGAUAUGAGAGCUGUAGAGGCAGAUUUACUGACAAAUGUACAUGCAUCAAAGAUCAGUAAAGCCACUGCUCCCUCUUGGAAAAUGACCUUGCUAAAUGUUUGCAGCCUUAUAAAUAACCUGAACAGCCCAGCUGAGGAAGCAGGAGAAAUGCCUGAUGACGAUCUUGUUGGAAAAAGGAAACUUCCCCUUGUCCUAGAUGGUUUUAGCUUGGAAGCGAUGCUGACAAUAUUGCAGCUCCAGAAAAUCUGCCACAGCAGGGCCUUUCAACACUGGGAGGUACAGCAGAUCCCACAGAUGGGCCCAAGAGUCAUUGUACCAGUCAUUCAGGAAGGUAUUCUUGAUAAUGGCAGUGACAAAAAUGAGAAGGAAGAAGUGAUCAAGAGAAAAAUCCCUUACAUUCUGAAAAGGCAGCUGUAUGAGAGUAAACCUAGAAGGCCCUACAUCCUCAAGCGGGGCUCCUACUACUACUGAGAAGCUAAUUCUUGAUAUGUGAUUGUGAUUGAUCGCCCUUUAUCUACAUAUAUAAUCAUCUGUUUAUCUAGAUAUAUAAUUAUGUGUGUGAAUGUGAAGGAACCUGAUUAUUUCAUCUCUUCCACAGUCACGGUUUGCUGGAUGUGAUUUCCCUGCAUUCAUGAGUAUUUGCCUAAAUGUUUUCAAAUAAAUGUAGGUCUUGAGCAUGAUGUGCUCAGUGUAAUUGGAAUGAAUAAAAUCAUAUCACAUGUAGA